CGGCGGCGGAGGAGGCGAUGGCAGCGGACACUGAGCGGGCUUGAGGGCUCGGACCUGCUCCCUCCCGCGCGACCUCGAGCCCGACCCCGCGCUGCGGCCCCAGCUCUCUCCGCUCCGCUCCUGCUCCGUCCCCGACCGCUGCCUGGGAGGAGGCGGAGGCGGAGUCCCGGGCUGGCCGUCCUGUUCGCGCCCCGGCUCGGCCCCGGAUAGCCCGGCAACUGUGCAAAGAGGAGGCCGAGUCGGUAGUGAAAAGAGAAUUCCGAAGAACAGGAUCUCAAGAUGAGUAAAAAGCCCCCAAAUCGUCCUGGAAUCACUUUUGAGAUUGGUGCUCGUUUGGAGGCACUGGACUACUUACAAAAAUGGUAUCCAUCACGAAUUGAAAAAAUCGACUAUGAGGAGGGCAAGAUGUUGGUCCAUUUUGAGCGCUGGAGUCAUCGUUAUGAUGAGUGGAUUUACUGGGAUAGCAAUAGGUUGAGACCCCUUGAGAGACCUGCAUUAAGAAAAGAAGGGCUAAAAGACGAGGAAGACUUCUUUGAUUUUAAAGCCGGAGAAGAAGUUCUGGCUCGUUGGACAGACUGUCGCUAUUACCCUGCCAAGAUUGAGGCGAUUAACAAAGAAGGAACUUUCACAGUUCAGUUUUAUGAUGGAGUUAUUCGUUGUUUAAAGAGAAUGCACAUUAAAGCCAUGCCCGAGGAUGCUAAGGGGCAGUUUCUGUUCCAGGUGAAAUCCCAGCAUCCACUAAGCUGGUGUUGUCCUAUCGACCCAGCUGGAUCGUGUAACCAGUCUAUGGGAAGUGAGGAUUGGAUAGCUUUAGUCAAAGCAGCUGCUGCAGCUGCAGCCAAGAAUAAAACAGGGAACAAACCUCGGACUAGCGCUAACAGCAAUAAAGAUAAAGAGAAAGAUGAGAGAAAAUGGUUUAAAGUACCUUCAAAAAAGGAAGAAACUUCAGCUUCUCUAGCCACACCAGAAGUUGAGAAGAAGGAAGAUCUGCCCACAUCUAGUGAAACAUUUGUAGGACUUCAUGUAGAGAACGUUCCAAAGAUGGUCUUUCCACAGCCAGAGAGCACAUUAUCAAACAAGAGGAAAAAUAAUCAAGGCAACUCAUUUCAGGCAAAGAGAGCUCGACUUAACAAGAUUACUGGUUUGUUGGCAUCCAAAGCUGUUGGGGUGGAUGGUGCUGAAAAAAAGGAAGACAACAGUGAAACGGCUCCAAUGCUGGAGCAGGCGAUUUCACCUAAACCUCAAAGUCAGAAAAAAAAUGAAGCUGACAUUAGCAGUUCUGCCAACACUCAGAAACCUGCACUGUUAUCCUCAACUUUGUCUUCAGGGAAGGCUCGCAGCAAGAAAUGCAAACAUGAAUCUGGAGAUUCUUCUGGGUGUAUAAAAUCCCCUAAAUCACCACUUUCCCCAGAAUUAAUACAAGUCGAGGAUUUGACGCUUGUAUCUCAGCUUUCUUCUUCAAUGAUAAAUAAAACUAGUCCUCCACAGCCUGUGAACCCCCCUAGACCUUUCAAGCAUAGUGAGCGGAGAAGAAGAUCUCAGCGUUUAGCCACCUUGCCCAUGCCUGAUGAUUCUGUAGAAAAGGUUUCUCCUCCCUCUCCAGCCACUGAUGGGAAAGUAUUCUCCAUCAUUUCUCAAAAUCAGCAAGAGUCUUCAGUACCAGAGGUGCCUGAUGUUGCACAUUUGUCACUUGAGAAACUGGGACCCUGUCUCCCUCUUGACUUAAGUCGUGGUUCGGAAGUUACAGCACCGCUAGCCCCAGAUCCCUCUUACUAUAAUGAAUGCCCCAGGGCAGAAAAGGAAGAUACACAGAUGCUUACAAAUCUUUCUUCCAAAGCAGUAACUGAUGGAAGAGGAGCUCCAACAGCAUCAGGAAUAUCGAAAACAGAAAAAAAAGUGAAAUUGGAAGAAAAAAGCUCAACUACAUUUGGUAAGAGAAAAGAAAAGGAUAAAGAAAGAAAAGAGAAGAGGGACAAAGAUCACUACAAACCAAAGCAGAAGAAGAAGAAGAAAAAGAAAAAGAAAUCUAAGCAGCAUGACUAUUCAGACUAUGAAGACAGUUCCCUAGAAUUUUUGGAAAGGUGCUCUUCUCCACUAACUCGAUCUUCUGGGAGUUCUCUGGCUCUACGAAGCAUGUUUACGGAGAAAAAUACAACAUAUCAGUACCCAAGGGCAAUUUUGUCAGUUGAUCUUAGUGGUGAAAACUUAUCGGAUGUGGAUUUCCUAGAUGAUUCUUCAACGGAGAGUUUGCUCCUAAGUGGGGAUGAGUACAAUCAGGACUUUGAUUCAACCAAUUUUGAGGAAUCUCAAGAUGAAGAUGAUGCGCUUAAUGAAAUUGUGCGAUGCAUUUGUGAAAUGGACGAGGAAAAUGGCUUCAUGAUUCAGUGUGAAGAGUGCCUGUGCUGGCAGCACAGCGUGUGCAUGGGGCUGCUGGAGGAGAGCAUCCCGGAGCAGUACCUCUGCUACAUCUGCCGGGACCCUCCAGGUCAGAGAUGGAGCGCAAAAUACCGUUAUGAUAAGGAUUGGUUGAAUAAUGGGAGAAUGUGUGGGUUAUCAUUUUUAAAAGAAAACUACUCUCAUCUCAAUGCCAAAAAGAUAGUUUCCACACACCACCUGCUUGCUGAUGUCUAUGGCGUUACGGAAGUCCUGCAUGGGUUACAGCUGAAGAUCGGAAUCCUAAAGAAUAAACAUCAUCCUGACCUUCGUCUCUGGGCUUGUUCUGGGAAGAGGAAAGAUCAAGUAAUUGCUGGGGUAGAAAAAAAACUAAUGGUGCAAGACACAGUUAAUGUGGAAGAAAAGAAGUAUCAUGUACAGAACCAUAAGGAACCACCUCGUUUGCCCCUAAAAGUGGAGGGAACUUAUAUAACAAGUGAACACAGCUACCAAAAGCCACAAAGUUUUGGUCAAGACUGCAAAACUCUCGCAGACCCUGGGAGCUCAGAUGAUGAUGAUGUUAGUAGUUUUGAAGAAGAACAGGAAUUUCACAUGAGAGAUAAAAACCGUUUACAAUACCCAGUAAAAGAAGAUGGAAAGCCCAGAAAGAAGAAUUCAGCUGAAAGGAAUACAGUAUUUGUUUAUAAUGAUAAAAAGGGCACUGAAGACCCGGGAGACUCACAUCUUCAGUGGCAACUCAAUCUCCUUACACACAUAGAGAAUGUGCAGAAUGAAGUCACCAGCAGGAUGGACCUGAUAGAAAAAGAAGUUGAUGUUCUGGAAAGCUGGCUUGAUUUCACAGGGGAGUUGGAGCCACCUGAUCCUCUCACGAGGCUGCCCCAACUUAAACGCCACAUCAAACAGCUCCUAAUGGACAUGGGCAAAGUACAACAAAUAGCAACUCUCUGCUCUGUAUGACAGCAGUGAACACCUAAUGCAAAGAAUGUGGCUCUGUUCAGUCGACUAAUUUUUAUUAUCCACACGGCUGCUAAGUGGAUAGUUAAAAAGCUUAGUGAUGUUUGGUCAUUUACUGAUUUGUGACAUCAAUAGGAUGGCACCUUGGAAAGGAAAAUGAAGAACAACUUUAUCAAGGAAGCUAAUAUUAAAAAAGUUUAUGAGCUAGAUACAAAUGAUGAUGUGUCAUAUGCCAAGGAUCAGUGGAGGUAGAAUAUAAUCUGUGCUGAGGGAAUCAGAUUGGCAGGAUUUUUGAAUAGUUGCUAACAUGAAGCUCGAGAUACCUGUAGAAAGAAAUAUGGUGUAUUACAUAGUUUUUAGUAGAAAGAUCUAUGUUUAUAAACCAACAUUUGGCCCAAACCAAAAGUGUAGAGGAAAUUUAAAUUCUGGAGAGUUCUAUAAGCUUGUUGUAAGAACUGUCUUCUCUGCAGUUGAUCUACCUGCACCGAAGUUUAGAGUAUUGAAACUUUUAUAGGAUCAUGAGCUGUUUCUUAGGUGAUGAAUGUCCUUAAUCAGAAAACUGACAGUAGAAGUCUCACUUCUGAGGAAAACAGUUGUGGAAUUCUUACUUCAUUAUGAAUAUAUUGUAAAAACAAACAACAAAAUAAUUGGAGUUUAUUGCUGGCAUUAAGCUCACUGUAAAAAACAGAAUGGCUCGUAGAAGGGUCAGUGUGCCAAAUGAUGAUGAUACUGCUGGAAAGAGAAUUUUAAAUCCUGUGGGAGUUCUCUCACCCAAGUCUUACAUAAUGCCAUCAGCCCAUCAGAAACGCAUAUAUCACAUAUACUAUAUAGAGAAUAUAUAUGGUCAAAUUUCAGUAUCCAGGUUUCAACGUACAGUUUGAUCCUGAGUAUGCUUGGUAUUUGCCUUCAGAAAAAAAGAAGUUGUAAAUAACCUCAGCUGGGAUGAGGAGUGACAAAAAUAUCAAAAUAAUUUGUGGCUGUGGAUUUUUAACUGCUGGUAGUGGAAUACUGGAAAAGCUUCAUUUCUGAAGAUGAAUUUUAUUUUUAAAAAAUACAUACGCACUCAAAACUCUUAGCUUUGAUCACAAAUGGACAGAUUUCUGAAACCAAAGGCAACUCAGUUGCUGUGUCAGCUCUUGCUGGAUUUCGAGCCCAGGCCCUCCUGUCUGCCAGUGCUCUUGUGAGUUGUGUGCUGCCCCCAGUGCUCUGCGUGCAGGUAUGCGUUAAGUGUGUGUGCUUGUUUGAAACAAACACUCAACGUACAUAUGUACAUAAUCUACACAUAUUUAUAUCUACACAUAUCUAGUUUUAUUACUAUAGACUAUAAGAACUGGUGGUUAACAUGAAAUGUUACCUUUUAACAGACUGUUUUUAAAAAUUAAAAAUGUAUGUACAGGUUUUGAAACUUUUUUAAAAAGAGGAAAAAAGACUGUUAGGAGGCUAUUUGAUGACAUAUAACACUUGAAUAUUUUAUGCCUCGUUCUGUUGAUCAGUUCUAGCAAUCUGUAUAAAUGCAUUUUAGAACUGAUGGACAGUAAACUUGAAUUUAUCUUUGAUAAGAAUACAUGCCACUGUACAUUCAGAUAUUAUUUAAAUUUGCAAACACACUGUUCUAUAUGUAAGGUACUGUAUGUAAAACUCUUUAUUAAAACAAUUCCACAUAUCAUAAAAUUUCAGCUUGCCUUUUUGCAGCCUUAUAUUUUGAUGUAAAGAUGAUUAAAAGAAUGUGCAAAACAGUCAUUAGACAUUUUUAUUGCCUUUUGACAUUCUCCAACUUGACAAAUGUGCCAAAGAUCACAGACAUAAAAUACAGCCCUAUGUAUUACUUAUGAUACAUUAACUUUGUCAAAAAUCUUACUGAGAAAUGAAAAGCUUUGGUAGAGGGAUAUGAGGUAGUUAUUAAAUUUGCAUAUUAAAGUAAAAAUAAUAGUGCCUAUAUUUCAUGUGUGGAGUAAAUUUGCUAAUGUCUCUAUUUCAAGUUUGAUACUUUGCCUUUCAUUUGUGUUUUAAAAUAAUGGCUCUAAUCUUUUCCCUAUUAUGGUUAAAUUCUAGACAUUUAAUUUAUAUCUUUUUUUUCAGAAUGGAGCAAGUAGCAUCCUUAACAGGCUGUGAAUAGCGGUGUUGCCUAGAUUCUUGUCACAUGCACAGAGGACCCUUUGUACCCAGUGGCACUCAUAUUCUUAAUCCCUGAUGACCACAGUUAAGUUAAUGUGCAUUUGUUCUUGGAGUAUCUUAAAAUUAGAUCACUUUAUUUGUUAGCAGCCAGCAAACUAGAAGUUCAACUAAUAAUUAGAAUAUUGAAUUUUUGCUCUGCUUUUAUGCAUAUGAAUUGGGAGUCUGAAUUUUUACUUUAUAUUUUUAAAGUAAAUCUGUAUCAAAUUACUUGUAUGCACAUAUCCACUUAAUAUAGAGUAUAUCAACAAUUGGUUGAAGCCUUUUAGCAACUAGCAGGCCGAGUCAUUCCUUAUUUAGGAAAGUGAAUUCAUUUUUGAGAAGUAAGUCCAUUGUGUGAGGUUUCAGAUGAGUUUUCUUUCCACUUAGUCUUACUUAAAAAAUGUGAGUAUAUAUAUUUAAAUAUAAGCAAUAAACUAGAGAGGGUGUUUCUUGAAAAGAUAACUUUUCAUUGCUACCCAGACAGAAUAGACUGACAUUGGUGGGGAAGGAUCCUUCUUAGUAUGGUACUGAUAAGUAUAAUUUGUACUUCUUCAUACUCCUGUGUGUUUCUACUGACUUAUUAUUUUCAAACUUAAGAGUAAUGCACACUUUCCUUAAAGGAAAUUGAUUAUUCUCAUAAUUUCAGGUAAAAUCCUUUUUCCUGACACUCACCUUAUUUCCACUGACGUCCUCUCAGAUGUUCAUAUUCUGUGUGUUCAAAAUGAAGGAGCCCAUUUCCCCUCCAGCCAACUGGGUCUCCUGCCAGUUUCACUCUCUCUGCUUUAAUAUCACCACCCUCAGCCCCGGCUUGAAACUUGCAGUCCCUCCCCCUUAUCCAUUUCUUCACUAGAUGUGCUGGUUCCUUAAAAUGGAUGGUGUCAUCUUCCUCCUUCUCAAUCCCACCAGUAGUACACCGUCUUUUACAAAAUCAUGUCAUGGAGGUAUUACUGUGGGCUUAAGAAAUUUUAAUUUUCUCUUCAUUCUGAUUCAUCAAAAUGGUCACUGUCAAGUUAGGGGAUUAACAUUGAGUGACUGCUCUGUGCCAGGUAUUGUACAUGUUACCUGCAGCAUCUAAUUUCGUUCUUUUGUGGAAAGGUAAGACAGGAUCAUUUUUAAGAUGGGGAAGCUGAGGUUUAGAAACAUUUAGAGACUUGUCACAUAUUAGUGACAGGUUCAAGACGCAAACCCCGUGCUGUUUAAACUCAUGUUCUUUUCCUAGCAGGUGUGUUUCACCUAUUCUUGUCAUUUGUGUUUUCUGAUAUCAUUAGUGACUCCCUAUUUCAAACCAAGUCAGGUCUGUGUAAUCUGGAUCUUUUGUAUUUUACCUAACCGAUUCUCAAAUCCAUUUAAAUACAGCCUCACUGUUUAGAUAGACUAUGCUUGUUUCCAUCUCUUGCCUUCAUAUUAUUUUCCUCUUCUGGAAAAUUCUUCUUUGUUUGUUGUGUCUCUAUAAAUGCAGACAGUUCUUCAGGUUUCAAUUUCUCUUCCUAAGAGAAGCAGUCCAUUGUUGAAGGCCUCUUAUAGUAUCCUGCAUUGUACUGACGUGCAGGGACCACGUCAGUGAAUCAUAUAUUUCCUGUAGUGGAGCAGGCGUGAGCUUUGCAAUUCUCUCCUCAGAUUUUCACUCUGGCGGUUUGCCAGCAGUGAUCUCUCUGAGCUUUGGUUUUCUUACGUAUAAAAUGGGAAGAAUACUUAGGCUAGAACCUGGUUUUGCGAGUUAAAUGAAGCAAAUAAAGUAUUUAAAUUACAAAGUUGAAAAUUAAAUAUAGGGGACACAUUGAAUGCCAUCUGUGUGCCAGCCAUUAAGUCAUAUGGUUGGUUAUGGAGUUAAUGUUAAUGGAACCACAGUCUACAGGCUAACGGAAACAUUAAAAAAAUUUUUUUUCAACGAGAUAGGUGAUAGCAAAGAGUAUAAGGAACCACAGAGGCAAAAGAAAGGAAAGAUAACUAGACUUGUAUGUAGGUGGAGAGGUUUGGGGGACAUAGAAUAUAUAUGUUAAUUAAAGUGGUGGUCUUUGAAUGUUUUUUGACUGUGACCUCUCUGUAGGAAUUUAGAAAAAUUGUAAUUCAUUUCUGGUACCUGGAGAUCUGGAGACAAGACUUAAGUGUAUUUUGUUUAUUUAAGAGGAAGUUGGAGUGAGUCAUCUAAGGAAGUUGGAGUGAGGAAGGGGGAAAAGUAGGGAAGGGGAGGAAAAAGCCAAGGUAAAUAUGCACAAUUGAGAACAGUGCUAUGGGCAGUGGGGCUUUGAUUCUGCCAUUUGAAAUUGUUCAUCAUAAAUGUAAACAGUUGCAAAGAGUGUGAUUUCUAAUUUAUAAAUAUUGGCCUAUUAAAAUCAACCUGUUAUCAUUUUAAAAUGUAUACAAUAGAAUCGAUACAAUUUUGCUACUUACCAACAUCUAUUUUAAAAAUACAUGAGCAAGCUCUUCUUUAACAUUUGAAAACUUUACAAAUUUUAUAUUCUGUUUUCUGCCUUUCCAGUUUGCUUCCUAAUAGAAUGUUAUCUUCUUUUAUACUUACAGGCCUUUGUCAUCCUCUUGUACUUUUGUCCACAUACACACAGAAAAGUAAAUUGCAUUUUUAAAACGUAUUUAUAGGCUUCUUAAUAGAGUAUCAAAAUACAUGAAGCAAACACUAAUAUCGCUGAAUAGAAAAUAGAAAAAUCUGCAAUUAUAGUUGAAGAUUUUAGCCCUCCUUUAACACUAAUUGAUAGAACAAGUAGACAGAAAAUCAGGAUAGAAGACUUGAACAAAGAUGAACACUCAACUUGACCUAAUUGACAUUGAUAGAAUGUUCCACCCAACAACGUGAGAAUACAAAUUUCCUCUUUAAUACACAUGGAACACUCAAAAAGAUGGACUACAUACUAGACUAUAAAACAGCUCUCAACUCAUUUAAAAUUGAAAUGCAUAAAAUGUUCUCCAACAAUAAUGGAAUUAAACUGGAAAUCAGUAUUAGAUAACUGAAAAAACCCCAAAGUGUUUGGAAAUUAUCACAUACUUGUAAAACAAUCCAUGACUCAAAAAAGUUACAAGUAAAAUUAGAAAAUAUUUUUAAUUGAAUGAAAAUGAAAAUACAUCAUGUUAAAAUUUGUGGGAUGCAGCUCAAUAUUAGAGGGAAAUUUACAGUUUCAAAUGCUUAUAAUAAAAAGCAAGGUACAGAUUUUAACUAGACUUGUCAUUUUGCAAUAUAUACAAAUAUUGAAUCUUAUUGUACACCUGAAACUAAUGUCAAUUAUACCUCAAUUAAAAAAAUAGACAUUUUAAAUACAAAAGGUACAAAAUCACUGGUUUAAGAUUUAAAAAAACUAGAAAAACAAACAAAUUAAAACCAAAAUAAAUGGAAAAAGAAAGAAAUGUGCUGAAAUCAAUGAAAUACUAAAUGGACGAAUAGUAGGGAAGCAUCAAUAUAAAUGAAAAAGCUGAUUCUUUGCACAGAACGAUAAAAUUGGUUAACUCCUACAUAGACUGAUCGGAAAUUAGAAUGGAAGCGGGAACAUUAAAACAUACAGUUUUUUUUAAAGGGUAUUAUGAAAAACCAGUGCCAAUAAGUUUAACAGCUUACAUGAAACAGAGAAAUUCCUCAAAAGAUACAAGUUAGCAAAACUGACUCAAGAAAUUAAAUAAAUUGAAUUUGAAAUUGAAAAUGUUCCCUCAGAACUCCAGGCCUUGUGCUCUAUAGCCUGCAAGCCACAACUACUGAGCCUGCUUGCCACAGCUACUGAAACCCAUGCGCCUAGAGCCCAUGCUCCGCAACAAGAGAAGCCACUGCAGUGAGAAGGCCACGCACUGCAAUGAAGAGUAGCUCCUGCUCGCUGCAACUAGAAAAAGCCCGUGCCUAGCAACGAAGACCCAAUGCAGCUAAAAAUAAACAAAUUAAAAAAAAAAAAAGGACCCAAUCCCUUCUUUAAAAAAAAAACCAAAAAACUCCAGGCUUAAAUGUGACUUCUAUCAAACAUUUAAGGAAGAAAACUUGAUUUUACACAAGCACUGAGAAGAAAGGAACACUUGUUUCAAGACCAACUUUGACCUCAUUCCAGAACCAGAAAAAAACACUGCAAGGAAAGGAAAUUACAGACUAAUACAUAUCCCUUUUGAACAUAGACACAGUCCCCACAAAAUAUUAGCAAUGUGAACCCAGUCAUAUACAAUAAGGAUAAUAUAUCAAGAUCAAGUUGGGUAUUCCACAGGAAUACCAAUACAAGGAAACCAGUACAAAGUUGGUUUAAUGUCAGUAAAAUAAUGAAAUUAUGUUAAUCUCACUAAAUUAAGAUAAAGGUUUUCAUAAAUUUCAGCAUCCAUUCAAGAUUAAAAACUACCAGAAAAGGAAUAGAAAAGAAUUUGCAUAACAAUAGAGGGCAUCUAUCAAGAAACUUAAACCUCAUAAUGGUAAAUGAAUACUUUUCUCUAAAAUAAGGAACAAGUCCAGAAUAUCCACUAUCACCAUUAUUAUCCAACAUCAAUCUGGAGGUCCUGCUAGUGCAAUAUGGCACUGGACAAUAAAGGAGGAAAAAUAAAAGGCAUAGCACUUGGAAAGGAAGAAGAAACAUUUGCAGGUGACAUGCUGUGUACCUGGAAAAGUCUAAGGAGCCUAUCAAAAUGCCACUAGAACUAAUGUUUCUGUACAUUAGCAAGGAGAUAUUGGAAGUUAGAAUUUUUUAAAUGCCAUUUUCAAUAGCAUAAAAAAAAAUACUUAACAGUAAAUCUGAAAACAUGCAGAACCUGUACAGAGAAAACUACAAAACAAUGCCUAGAAUAAAGACGAGAUAAAUGAAUAGAAAGAUACACUAAGAACAUGGAUUGGAAGACACAGUACUGUUAACAUUUGUCAGUUCUCCCAAAAUGGAUUGAUAGAUAUAAUGCAAUCCCGAGUAAAAUCCCAGCAGACUUUUUGAAAUAGAAAUUAGUGAACUGAUUCUAAAUUUUAUAUGGAAAUGUAAAGGACCUAGAAUGCCCUGAACAAUUUUGAAAAGGAAGAACUAAAGUUGAGGGACAUAUAAUUUCUGAUUUGGUGGCUUAAUAAGCUAUAGUAGCCAAGACAGUAUAGAAGUAGCAUAAAGAUAGAGAUGUAGAUUGAUAGUACAGAAUAGGGAAUCUAGAAAUCAACCUAAAAAAAUAUGGUCAGUUGAAUGAAGGAGAGUUCUUGUUGUUCCACAUCCUUCCUUGCCAGUGUUUAUUUGGUGUUUGCCAAUGUUUUGGAUGUUAACCAUUUUAAUAGGUGUGAAGUGAUCCAUCCUUUUAAUUUGCAAGUAGAUAUCCAAUUGCUCCAGUGCCUUUUGUUAAAAAUAUUAUUUUCCCUUUGAAUUACCUAGGUCCCUUUGUCAAAAAUCAAUUGACCAUAAUUAUGUAGGUUUAUUUCCAUACUCUUCCCAUUGAUCUAUAUGUCCUUAUGCAAAUGUCACACUAUCUUGAUUACUGUAGCUUAAGAGUAAGGUUUGGAAUCAAUUGGAUGGUGUAAUUCCUUUAAUUAUGUUCUUUCUUACCUGUUUUUGCCAACUUUGGUUUUUUUGCAUUUCUAUAAAAGUUUUAGGAUCAGAUUUGUUACCUUCUUUUAAAAACCUGCUGGAAUUUUGACAGGAACUGCACAGAAUCUACAGAUCAGUUACCAUUCUAACACUAUUGAGUCUUGUGAUCCAAGAGCAUGCUGUGUUUCUCCAUUUGUUUAGGAUUUCUGUAUUUUUUUCCAGCAAAAUUUUGUAGUUUUCAGUGUUCAGAUUUUGCACUUGUUAAGUUUAUUUCUAAGUAUUUUCUUCUUUUUGAUGAUAUUGUAAAUGGAACUGUUUUCUCAAUUUUGUUUUCAGAUGUUUAAUUACUAGAAUAUAAAUAAAAUUGUUUUUUU
Molecule: messenger RNA, 11338 nt
Organism: Orcinus orca (killer whale)
Lineage: Eukaryota; Metazoa; Chordata; Mammalia; Artiodactyla; Delphinidae
Gene: PHF20L1
Product: PHD finger protein 20 like 1
Exons: 21
Coding region: 280-3351 (1023 amino acids)
Biological process (GO): regulation of transcription by RNA polymerase II
Cellular component (GO): NSL complex
Source: RefSeq, a predicted model, not a curated record